Messenger RNA from Epinephelus lanceolatus (giant grouper), 2800 nucleotides. RefSeq names its product tweety family member 2 (gene ttyh2). Lineage: Eukaryota; Metazoa; Chordata; Actinopteri; Perciformes; Serranidae. The record is from RefSeq and is a predicted model, not a curated record. Gene Ontology annotation, molecular function: intracellularly calcium-gated chloride channel activity; volume-sensitive chloride channel activity. Gene Ontology annotation, cellular component: plasma membrane.
AUGUCUUCGGCUCGGGUGGAUUACAUUGCGCCCUGGUGGACUUACUGGCUUCACAAUUUUCCUCAUAUCAACCUGAGGUUUCAGCCCAUUGACAACAGCUUCCAGCCCGAGGAAGAGAACUACCAGCAGUCUCUCAUAUUCCUGGGCUGUGUGGCAGCUGCGGGGCUCGGCCUCAACCUCCUGUGUCUGGCCAUCUAUCUGAGCUGUUUGUGCUGCUGCCACAAAGAUGAAGAGGAGGAGAGCAAGAAGCCCAACUCCUGCUGCGUCACCUGGUCCGCCGUCGCCGCCGGCCUCAUCACAUGCAUCGCAGUGGGUGUGGGUUUCUAUGGCAACAGCGAGACCAAUGACGGCGUAUACCAGUUGACCUACUCCCUGUACAAUGCCAAUCACACACUGGGCGGCGUGGACAGUCUGGUGACCGGCACCAUGGGCAGCAUGAAGAGCGGCCUGCACCAGCACCUCGCCAGGCUGGACGAGAUCUUCGCCACGCGGGGUGACUAUGUGCAGACGCUGCAGUUCAUGCAGCAGAUGGCCGACAACGUGAUCAAACAGCUGCUGGGCCUGCCUGACUGGGAGGAGGCUAAAGUGGACCUGGCGUCCAUCGCUGAUCAAACGGCAAACAUCGAGUACUACAGGUGGCUCACCUACCUGCUGCUCCUCAUCCUGGACCUGAUCAUCUGCCUGCUGGCCUGUCUGGGGCUGGCCAAGCAGUCUCGCUGGCUGCUAACCACGAUGAUGGUGUUUGGAGUGCUGACACUGGUCCUGAGCUGGACUUCCCUGGGAGCUGACCUGGCCGCUGCUGUGGGAACGAGUGAUUUCUGCGUGUCCCCUGACAAGUAUCUCAUGAGCCAGACAAAGGGUAUCAUCGGCACUGAUAUCGUUCAUUACUACCUUUACUGCAACCAGACUCUGUCCAACCCCUUCCAGCAGCCCCUGACCAUCUUCCAGAGGUCCCUGACCACCAUGCAGAUCCAGAUCCAGGGUCUGCUGCAGUUUGCCGUGCCUCUGUUCCCCACUGCUGAGAGAGACCUACUGGGUAUCCAGCAUUUGCUCAACUCCUCGGAGGCCAGUCUGCACCAGCUGACCGCCCUGCUGGACUGCAGGGGGCUCAACAAGGACUACCUGGAUGCAAUGGUGGGGGUGUGCUACGAUGGGGUGGAGGGUGUACUCUACCUCUGCCUCUUCUCCACCCUGGCAGCCUGUGCCUUCACUGUCAUGCUGUGUGCCAUUCCCAGGGCAUGGAGACAAAUUGCCUGCAGGGAACGAGAUUAUGAUGACAUCGAUGAAGAGGAUCCGUUCAACCCACGGGCGAGGAGGAUAGCCUCCCAGAACCCCAACCUCACCAACAUGCACAGCUUCUGCAGCUACAGCAGCAGCAUGGGCAGCCAGAACAGCCUACACCCGCCCGCCCCAGCUCUGUCCAACGCCCCCGUAUCCGAGUACAUGAACCAGACAGCUCUGUUCGGGGGAAACCCGCGGUACGAGAACGUGCCUCUGAUAGGACGAGGCUCUCCACCCCCCUCGAUAUACUCUCAGCAGUAUAGAAACCGAUACUCCCCCAGUAUGCGGGCCACCUAUCUGUCCAUGACCGAGGAACAGAUAAGACACUUUGGGAACGACUUCCAAGCAUAGACUUCUUUAUCUGACCGAGGAGGGAAACGGCAUCACACCAACACGCUCAACAGACAAAGACUGUGAGGCGACUCCAAGCACCACAGAGGACAGUGUGUACCAUCUCACUAGUCCAGGACUCAGGACAGCUGAACCAUAUCGGUACUGUUCUCUGUGCUCGUAAAUGAUUAAUCACACAUGUCUGCCCUGAGGUAUUCUUUCGGGGGAACUUGCUAAAUAUUUCUGACACGUGCUGAGGAACUUAACCUGCUCUUAAUAUGUUGUGUUCGUCAUCUACUGGUGAAGCAUCGAGGGAAGAUUUGGCUGUCUUAAUGUCCCUGAGUUCUUCAGGAAAAACACGACUAAACAUAACUUUGAUGAAAUUAAUUUUUCACUGCAGUAAAACAGCAACGUGCUCACAUUUAAAGUAACAAUAAAAGGACAAUUUUAAACUCUCCUGUUGAAAGAGAUCUCUCCAAAACUCACAUUCAGGUCUCCAAAGAGAAAAAUGUGAACAUGACAGCUGAUGUAAACGUAUUCUUUUGUAUUAUGCUUCAUGCUUGAUAUUUGUGAAGCACAAACCCAGCACUGGCAGCACACACGGGAGGUAUUGUUGAGGUAUAAUUUAUUUACAUUCACACACAGACAUGCCUGCAAGUGAAGCUUUACGUUUCUAAAUCUCCUGGAGACUACCUUGAGACCACGGCUUCUGUAUAUAAGUUGUACAAUAACAGACUGUUGUCUCAUUCUGGUGUGGUUUUAUUUUGAUUUAAACAAUGUGCCAAUUUUAUAUAUUUUUUCUAGUUUCUUGUGGCGAUGUCACAUAGAAUUUUUUUUUUGUAUUUCCUAAAGGGCCGAUAAUUCAUGUCCUCGACGCAUAUCUAAUCCAGCUAAUACAAUAAAGUUGUCCUUUCUGUUGGGAAGCUGUGCUGCUCUAACCAUGAUUAAUGAGAAUAUUCAGGUAAUAAUUUUCAACUCAAAGCAUCCAAACAGUACAUGCUUGUACUGACUAACAAUGAUUUUCUGUAGGGAUUUAAUACAUGCAGUUUUGUUUAUUAAUUAUUUUUGGUAAAUGUCAUUUCUUUGAGCAUGUUACAUUGUACAGGCACUCAGAAUGGUGCUUAAUUUUGUGUGUGACCCCUAAAAUUCAGGGUCUAAUUGUGAGUUGAAUAAAUCAGUUUUGAGUACA